AUGGACUCAUAUCGAGCUAUGUGUAAUGAAGCUGGAGGUAAAGAAAACUUGGGACACACAAAGAAAGACCAUCUGAAUUAUUGGACAAGAUUGAAAAUGAAAGAUAUUGAAGGUGGUGAUGCACAAGCAGUCUCUGAAAUAAUGUACCAGGAACUUGCUAAUGAUCCUGAAUUUUUCUUUAGAUUUAGAUUGAACAAAGAAGGCAAGUUAAGAGCACUAUUUUGGAGAGACUCAAUGAUGAGAGAAGAUUAUAGUAUUUAUGGAGAUGUUGUAGUGUUUGACACUACAUAUAGGACAAAUAGAUACGAUUUGAUAUGUGCACCUAUUGUUGGAAUAAAUAACCACUGGAAAAAUUGCAUAUUUGGUUGUGCUUUUAUUGGAGAUGAGAAAAUAGAAUCAUUAGUAUGGCUCCUUGAUACUUUCAAAAAGUCAAUGGGAGGGAAAUGCCCAAUCUCAAUCUUCACAGACCAAGAUCAAGCAAUGUGCUCUGCAAUACAGAAGGUCUUUCCAGAGGUCAGACAUAGAUUAUGUAUAUGGCAAUUGGAACAAAAUGCUAUUACAAGAUUUGGAUCGUUGAAACGAGACAAGGAUUUUAAGAGAACAUUCUCCUACUGUUUGAAACAAUGUGUAACUGAAGUUGAGUUUGAAACUGAAUGGAACUCAAUGAUUGAGAAGUAUAAUUUACAAGAAGAUACUCUAAGCAAAGACUUCUUCUCAGCUGGUAUCCUCUCUUCCCAACGAAGUGAAAGUACCAAUCAUGCAAUUGGGUUUAGAGAAAAUAGAUCAACAAGCUUGACUGAAUUCUAUACCAUUUUCAAAGCUUGUAUACAGCGUUGGAGAAGCACGGAAAAACAUGAUGAGUUCUCGUGUAGUAAAUCAACUGCAUCAUCAGCAAUACCAUUAUCUGGUCUGCUGAAACACGCAUCAGAAAUCUACACUUUGUCUUUAUUCACAGAUUUUGAAGAAGAAUUUGGGUAUUCCAUUGCAACUACCACAAAAUUGCUUUGGCAAAAUGGUAGUACCUUGUUCUAUUUAGUGGCAAUUGAAAGUGAACCUUGGUCGGAACAAAAAGUCACUUUUGAAUAUGACAGCAACCAAGUUAAAUGCACUUGCAAGAACUUUGAAGCUUCUGGAUGGUUAUGCUACCACUACAUCAGAAUAUUACACUUACAUUCAGUGAUGAGAAUACCAGAUCAGUAUAUAAAGAAGAGAUGGACAAAGUUUGCAAAAUCAUCAAUUUGGGAAGGACAAGACAAUGAAGAACCUGAACAAAAUCAAUACGCACCUUGGCGUCAAACCAUGGCUAGAAAAUUCUAUAAUUUAAUAUUGAAAAGUCAAUUGAAUGAAGAGGCAAGAACCCUUAUCGAGGACAGUUAUGCUGCUAGCCUUUUUCUUGUUGAAGAACUACUAACAACCAUCAACAACACUACUGAAGCAGAGACUAACCAAGCUACUGAAACAGAGACCAAUCAAGCUAUUGAAACAGAGACCAAUCAAGCUACUGAAGCAGAGACCAACCAAGCUAUCGAAGCAGAGGCACCUCUUAUAUUAGAUCCUGAACAUACAACAACAAAAGGAAGGAACAAAAGGCCACGAGGACCACUAGAGAAGAAAAGAACGAAGACAGCAGUACCACCACUUGAGUUUGGAGCUAUAACCCCUAAUUUGAGACUAUUUUGA
Chenopodium quinoa (quinoa) is the source of this 1680-nucleotide messenger RNA. Its product is annotated as protein FAR-RED IMPAIRED RESPONSE 1-like. The record is from RefSeq and is a predicted model, not a curated record. Lineage: Eukaryota; Viridiplantae; Streptophyta; Magnoliopsida; Caryophyllales; Amaranthaceae. Gene Ontology annotation, biological process: regulation of DNA-templated transcription. Bases 1 to 1680 code for a protein of 559 amino acids. Gene Ontology annotation, molecular function: zinc ion binding. The transcript is spliced from 3 exons.